Molecule: messenger RNA, 2675 nt
Organism: Rhopalosiphum maidis (corn leaf aphid)
Lineage: Eukaryota; Metazoa; Arthropoda; Insecta; Hemiptera; Aphididae
Exons: 3
Coding region: 542-1705 (387 amino acids)
Source: RefSeq, a predicted model, not a curated record
GGCCUCGCCAUCACCGUGCAAGUGUAGUCAUCGAUGACUUCGUAGUCUUAUUCGUCUCGUCCGGGACAUGCGGCCGAGAUCGGAACAUACUCACAAGUUACAACUCGUCGAGUGUUAAUUUAUAUAAAUAUAAUAUUACAUUAUAUUCGUUUAUCGUAAUUGUGAUAAUUAUAGUUAUCGCGCGAGUGAAUGCUUUAUAAUACAUAUAUACACCAUAUACAUCGCGUGUAAACGAUUGAAAAGUGUUAGCGGCAGCAAUUGCGAUCUGUCUGAGAUGAUCGUACGAAUGAAAUCUCAGUUGAAUAGUAGCCAAUAGACCAAUUUGGUGAUCCAUGUACUACAGCCUUUAACAUUAUAAUAUAUAAUUAACGAAACUAAACGUCAACUAUACUGUGUGAGCGUAAAUUUGCUGCCAUAGGUAUGAUAAUAAUGGAUUACGCAUUUGUAAGACAGAGACAAUAAAUGUCGGCGAGACGUCCUCUUAAUACCAAAUUAGGCAGUCAACGGAUUGAAAAUUAGGUGUCUACCAAGAGAACAGGAGAUGACGACCGACAGAAUUCCCAUAUGGCUUUACGACAAAAAACUCUGGAUCAACGACGCGGACAGGCAUACCACGUGCGCCGACGUGGCGACCACGUUGACAGGCCGCGGCAGUGAUUACGCUGUGGCCGUAGACGGUGCGCACACAGCCACCAUGGUGGCGGAUCCCAGCGUCAGAGUGCUAAAGAUCUGGCAGAGCUUGCGGCCGGACCAAAAGCUGUGCUUGCGAAAAGUGAGCGGAAAUGGCUACCAGCAACAACACCGUAACGGUCACAUCGUCGACAGCGUCACCAGCGGCGGCGUCGGCGACGAUGACGACGUAACGUCUGAGAUGAGCGGUUACCGGGGCGCUCAUAGGAAACGCCGCCGGGAAGUGGUAGUCAAAUAUGCCUCGCGGACAUUACACCCGAAGCGACUGAGCAACACGCAGGCAGCCGAGGAGCUACUGAAACUCAUACUGGAACAGAGCGACACGAUUCGAGCGCAGCUGAAAAAGUUGCAGGAUCGCGACAAGAAGAUCGAAAAGAUCGAGACGGAAACGCAUAGAAACCGGGCGGACGCAUUGGGAUCGAAUUAUCUGUUGGAAGCGUACCUGGGCGGCAGUGGAUGCGGCGACGACAAGGAGGAAAAGGACAGCGGUAUCACAGAAGGCGCUAGCGUAGAGAACGAUGACCGCGAUGACGAAAACGACGACGAUGGUGGUUGUGAUGUUAGAGGGAAAGGAGGAGUCGUCGGUGAAAUCGCAGACUCCGGAACCCCGCCGCCGUCGUCGACGCAAGAAGCCAUCGUCUAUCUGGAAAGGAUCGUCAAGAUCAACAAGAAAUUGUACGAAUACGAGGAACGUCUGAUCCGAUUGUACGUGAACGUGGAACGAUGCAGGGACCAAGAGCAACUGCUGGACGAACUGAAACGGGUCGAAACCGAGCUGGCCGACACCGAACGGAUGUACCGCGAAAACGCUCUGCUGAUACGCGAUACCGACACCGAACUGCGCACCAGGCUGAGCUACAUCGAACAGUUGCAGUACGAGGCGGCCAUCGUGGAUAGCGAGAACGAGUACUUGAUGGGAUCCAUCGAACUCCUGCAAGGCCGGCACCACCACAAUCCACAGAACCAGGUCGAAAACCACCAUCACGCGACCAGGGUGUUGGACACGUUGGUCUAGACCGGAUGAUUACAUCCGGUGCUGCUGUGCUGUAUACUUCCACAAUGGGGCGUGAAAAUCCCCCAAUGUUGAAAUCUCUUUUUUUUUUGUUUUGUUUACCUUGUACAUUGCAAACAGUAUAUGUUAUUCGACUACCUAUAUGUUAUUAUUACUUUUUAUGUACAUUUCAAUAAAUUUUAUCGUUAUUAAAAUAUUAUAAUUUCUAUGUAUUACAUUUGAACGAUUAUGUAUAUACGACAAAGUGUAUUUUUAUAAAGCAAUUAUUAUUGUUGACGGAAUUUAUGUUAUGAUUAAUGUAUGGAUUACACAUUUAUAAACAAAAUAUGAAUUGGUAUUGUGAUUUCCUAAUAGUUAACAAUCGCACCAAACAUAUUAUAGAAUUAGAGCUAGUUUUAAAAUGUUAGCACUUGCACUGAGCAGAUAAUACAUUCACAAUAUUAUAAUUUUGAGUUGGCAAAAACGUAAAUAAUAAAAUAAAUAUGAAUUAGCAGAUAAAUGUAAAAAAAUAAUUUAACCAUUCAUCGAGGUGUUUUCCCUAGGCAUAUUAUAAUUAUAAGCAUGAUUGUUAAAAUAUAAAUCAUCUAAAAGUAUACGUCAUAAAAAUAUUCAAUCUGAUGGAAAUGUUUAAGUAUUGAUAUACUUGCAAUAAUAAAGAUAAUUUUUUUAUACAGAAGCAAUACUAUUUGUUCACCUGAUACUAUUCUAUAUGUUAAUAAAUAAAAUAAUAAUAUAUAGUUUAUAAGUUUGCACCUUACAAUAAUAAGAAUAAUAGUUAUUAAAUUAAAAUUACUGCCAAGUUAAUGAAGAGGAGUGCUAGAUACUAAUCUUCAACGACCAAGUUUACUAUUAAAUAUAAUGUGAAAAAAAUCUGUAAAUAAUUAUGAACACGUGUAUACCAAAGCAUAACAUUACUGUUAAGUAAUUUAUAAUUUUGUUUUUAAAAUAAAUAAAGUAAAAACCUUAUAACCAA